Molecule: messenger RNA, 1374 nt
Organism: Helicoverpa zea (corn earworm)
Lineage: Eukaryota; Metazoa; Arthropoda; Insecta; Lepidoptera; Noctuidae
Exons: 3
Coding region: 1-1374 (457 amino acids)
Source: RefSeq, a predicted model, not a curated record
AUGAGCGCCCCGCGGGUUGCUGCUCCGUCGGCCGAGGAGGUCCCGCUGGUUACGGAGAACGAGGUAGAAAGGGCAGCUUUCUGCCUCAGGGGGAAAAAGACGGCCCCAGGUCCGGACGGCGUCCCCGCAAAGUUGAUGGCCAUCGCCACCUCCCAGAUGGGAGAAAGGUUUCGGGACCUCUUCAGUACAUGUCUCACGUCUGAGAGGUUCCCGAAGCCAUGGAAGGAGGGCCAAUUGUGCCUUCUUCGUAAGGAAGGGCGGCCGGUGGACUCCCCAUCGGCAUACCGACCCAUCGUUUUACUGGAUGAAGUCGGUAAAAUGUUCGAGAGGGUCCUUGCCGCCCGAAUCAACAGGCAUCUUAGUACAAUCGGUCCAGAUAUAGCGGACGCCCAGUUCGGUUUUCGAGCUGAGCGUUCGACAGUUGAUGCACUAUCCCGACUCAAGGAUCUGGUGAAGGAGGCGAUGGAUGCGGGGGAUGGACUGUUGGGUGUGUCAUUCGACAUAGCCAACGCCUUCAACUCUAUUCCCCACUCUACCAUACUGGAGGCCCUCCGCUUCCAUGGGGUGCCUUCGUAUUUGCGGGGACUUUUGGCGGACUACCUGAGGGACCGCACUGUCCUCCUUGUGGACAAGACGGGCCAGCUCCGACGUUACGGCGUCGAGUCCGGGCUGACGGUGGCGCUGCAAAAGACCGAAGCUGUGUUCUUCCACGGGCCUCGGCAGCAUCAACCGCCCGACGCUUAUAUCCAUGUGGAGGGUGUCCGCAUUGGGGUGCAGCCCCAGAUGAAAUAUCUGGGCAUAGUCCUCGACAGCAAGUGGCACUUCAGCGCCCACUUCAGCGGGUUGUCGACGCGCUUAAUGAAGACCGCGGGCGCCCUCUCAUGGCUCCUCCCGAACAUCGGAAGGCCCGGCGACCAAUGCCGUCGUCUAUACGCCGGCAUACUCAAGAGUAUGGCCCUGUAUGGGGCCCCAAUCUGGGCAGUCUCACUGUGCAGACGGAGAAAUGCCGCUGCCAUCCGAAGGCCACAGAGGGUCAUUGCGCAGCGGGUGGCGAGGGCGUACCGUACAGUGAGCUUUGCGGCGGCGUGCGUUCUGGCGGGAACCCCUCCUUGGGAGCUCGAGGCUUGGGUGCUCGCCAGAGUGUACGACUGGAAGGCGGCGCAGAGGGCACUAGACCGGCACCCGGACCCAAUAGAACGGGAAGAAGUUCGGGAGGAAGCGAGGGAGAUAACAACUGGGCACUGGGCCGAGGACCUUGCCUCGGCAACGUUCGGUCGCCGGACGUUGGAUGCCAUCGGGCCUGUCCUGAACGGCUGGCUCGAUCGGCGGCACGGGUGCCUCUCGAUGCGUCUGGUGCAGCAUCGGAUCUCAUGA